Messenger RNA from Symbiodinium pilosum, 3012 nucleotides. NCBI's taxonomy places the organism in Eukaryota, Dinophyceae, Suessiales, Symbiodiniaceae. The record is from the annotation of a GenBank genome assembly.
AUGGAAAUCCAUGGUAUCGGUGCUAGCAAGGCUCCGAAUGCUGCCGAGCUCUUCCACGCUUUCUGUGCACGCAAGGAGACUACUACACAGCUUGGAGUGGGUGUGGAGAACCACUUCUACACUGGGUAUCGGCACUCUCAGCUUGACUGGUCAAAGCCAGUCCACGGAAUCCUGGUGGACUUCAAAGGGGACAGCAUGCAGAUCGGGAUGCUGCUGGAACGUCUUGAGGCGUGCCAGGAACAGUACAUUUUCUUAGGAAACCCGCCGCCCUUUAAUGGUGGAUGGCACUUCACUGCCCUCAAUGACUUUGAGCAUGUGAUGGAACAGAAAGGGCUGGAUCCAAGUUGGGAGGGGUUUCGGGUGUGGCAUCAGGUCAAUUAUGUCCCUUCAGCUACAGAGGAGGGAGCUCCGGCGCUGGUUCCCAAGGAUCAGUGGGAUCCCAAAGCAAAGCAUACCGGCGCUAUCCCGAUAGGAAGCGACUUCAAACUUAGCACCAUCUUUUUCACAGGUGGUCUGAUGCCCCACACUCUGAACGCCACAUUAAUGGCAGAUGACAAUGAUGCUGCCCAAGUGGUCAAGAAGCACUUUGACCUUGGCGCCCGUUUUGCAGCAAUCGGCCAUGGACUCGACGUCCUCCUGGCGCUAGGAGACGGCAAAUCGAUCUUUUCGGGAUUUCAGGCGGCUGUUUUCCCCAAGCAAGAUCACCUCCUCUCUAUCAAUGGCUUGCAGCCUCCAGCUGAUGGUGGCAAAGUCUGCAGCUUCACAAGUGCGGGGGGAGUUGAAUUGAUAUCAGCUAGCUACUGGGGCAAGGACACUGCGGAGGAAUUCUUUGGUAAAUUAGGCCUUGCCUCCAGCAGGAUGGACACCAGCUUCUCAAGUUCUGGCAGAGUGCAGCGACUGGGAAGCUCCGAGACAGUCUUCUGUUUCGAUGCAGCGAAGCUGGACGGCCUCUCUGGGAGCUGCAUCAGCGGUGAUCCUUCUGCUCCUCGGGUGGCCUUCUUCGUGGAUGAGGUUGCAGAUCCGAUUGAGACCUACACCAUAAUUGACCACCUCUUGAGCAUGAAGUUCAGCGUUCACCUGAUAAGCCACAGUGUUGAAGCAGAGAAGGACCCAGGGAUUAGACAAGUUAGAUCCGAGACUGUGUGGGGCAAUGCCAACUACGCAUUGAAAGACUGCUGCUGCCUGCUGCCGACGAUGCCAGCAAACCUUGUGGACAAGUCACUUCGAUUUGAUGGCUUUUUUGUAGCAGGUGGGCAGUGUCCGUAUUAUAUGAUGAAAGAUCCUGCCGUGACAGCAAUCAUGGAUUCCGCUCCCAUUGCUGCGGCAGUCUGCCAUGGGCCUGAAGCAUUGAUUGGUUCAAAGUGGCUACAUCCACCUGACGGCAAGGUGGGGCCGUUCAUCUCGUACUACGGCGCGUGGAUGAGUUUUCGCGAUGUCCAAGGCUAUGAGCGAAGAAAGCCGGGCGAGAUCUGUGAGGACGCUUCGGGACGACUCUUUACAGGAAACAUUGAGUGCAUCUUGCGCGGGGCUCGCUUGGGAGCUCGCAUUGUCAUCACUGGCCUGGAGCUCUUUGACUCUGAUAGCUUGUUGGACAGCAGUCACAGCUACCUCUGGCUGCAGGACCUGAGUGGGAAGAUCUAUGUGCUGGAGCGGAUUCGUGCUGCGGAGGCCGAAUAUGGCUUUGACCUUCCCCUAGAAGAGCGGCUAACAUUCGCAGAGCAAGGACCGGCUCGCCUGCCUGACCGGCUGCCAGACACUAGUCCUCCCAACCUUCGCAGCGCGCGGCGGGAUCUCUACCGUUUAAACCAUCCAACACCAGCCGAAGGCCCAAGGUUCUUGAUGAGAGACUCGUACUGGGACAAGCGCCAGGGCGAACGUAUCCGUGAGCAGCCCGAAGCAAUGCUCCGACGAGGGCUUCUACAAGAAACUCCGGAGGCACGCGCUUACUUUACGAUUGCGGGUCAGGAGAAGUCGCUCUACCGAAGGCUCCCUUGUGGUUUAGACUGUUGGUUCGGGCUAGCGCUGGACAAACAUGGGUCGACUGGAGCAGGAACGCGGACAGGCCACUGCAAGCUUGUUGCACCUACAGGUUACUUAGUCGGGAUGGAAAUCGGUCGCCUGGGCGAGUUCAGUCAGCCACUGAGCUUCUUGCCGGGAAAUUCAUCUGGCUCCUUUGAGCAUCUUCGUACUAACUGGACCAGCCCCGCCCCGUACUUCGGCUCCUCGCAGAAUUUCGCCGCGAGCCAUGACAACAGAGGUCCGAAGCUCCAGCUUUCAGAUCCGGUGCCAGACUUUGCAGCUCGCCACGAGCGCAUGCAGCAAGAGCUGGAGAGGCGAAAGUACCUGAACCGCUACGUGACGCAGCCGGAACCGUUUGUUUUCUUCACUCCCUCACGCAGCCAAACCCGCCAGCCUCCAAUGCCAAAGGAUCCCACCAGUGACUGGCGAUACCAGAGAGCAGGCGGCCGGCCACAGUCUCAAGGAGCAGCCGAAGGCCGUGUUCGCCGGGCAGUGCGCUUUUCGGACGCUGAUCUCAAGCUGCGGAGCACGCAGAAGGUUCUGAGCAGCCAGCAAGCUACAAGGAGGAGGCUACAAGAAAGACGGGAGAAAGAGCAGCGAGAAAGGGAAGAGCUGGAGCAGGCGCAGGCUGUAGAUGAGGAGAUGAAGGAAAGGGUCAAGCAAGCCGUCGGACCAGUCGAGCCUCUCGCCAGAAAGAUCGAGCGCAUGGUUGACGACAAGCGACGCGGGCUGCAGAGAGUCCAGAGCCAGAAGCGAAAGGACAUCGACAUGAUCCUGCAGCGCGCCAACAACAGACCGCUGCUGAUGCAGCAGGCAGAUAGCGUCGAGCGAGCUCGCCGCAGAGCACUAUUUCGUGUUCGCAACGCCUUGAGACAGGCCGGCGUGCGCGAUGUCAACCGUCAUUUUGGCGAGGAGGAACUGGAUGAGCUGGGCCGAGGGGAUUUUUUGGCCGGUGACAAGGAGAGUGAGGACUACGCAGAUGACUUUUCGUAA